UCCUGAAAAUAAACCCCAGGCACAUAUCCAUUUCAGUACAUUGUUUCGAUCUAGUUAAUCUUGUUUUCAGUUUCAUUAAUUCCAUCAAUCCUAGUUAAGUCCAUCAUGCCUCUGUCAACCCUUGUCGCCAGAAAACCACUCAAACAAACUGAUAGGCGCAAAAGGUUUGCCAUCCCAACAAAGGCAUUACACUUGUUCCCACAAUUCAAUGAUCAUCAUUUCGUGCCUGUGGAAUUUUGGCAUGGCUCCAAACAUUGGCCUAUGGUCAUAUCCGCUCGCAGGCACGGCUACAAAAAACCUGUAAUCUCUAAGGGUUGGUUACCCUUUGUCCGCGAAAAUCAGUUGGAGGUUGGUGAUGUAGUCACAAUCUUCAGGGCCGAAGAUGAAGCUGGAAUCAGGUAUCCGAUUGAGAUCGAGAGAGGGAACAUGCCACUUCCUGCUAUGUAUCGUGACCUUGAAGAGCAGCAGUUGCCAAUAUUUCCCAACAGUAAUAAUGUCAACGUGGGAGUUGCAGACAAUAAUGUCAAUGUGGAGAUCGUUACAGCUAACAUCCUUGCCAUCAAACAAGAGACGCAACUAGCCCCUGCAAAUGUUCCGCCAAUUACUCAGAAGGGUGAAGAGCUCAGUCUGAAGCCAGAUCAGGUGAAUUUAAGGUUGACACUGGACAAUGGUCCGCAAACACCCAUGUUUGCUAGCACACUUCCCUCUCCGGUAGAAGAGGAACUCAAGAGCACUGGCGGCGUGCAGCGGCAAAUUGCCCAUCAAACCCACCAUGAUGAUCCUAAAACAGCCAAUUUGAACCCAAUUCUUAAUCAAAUCAGUGCAGAUGAAUUUCAUGUGAACUUAGACCUGACUCUGGCACCACCUGUGGUCGAUCUCUUCCCCUCGACACUGAAAACCCAUCCUUUUGGUCCGCCCCGCAGCGGAUCGGCUAAUGGUGCUUUCUAUGGUGGUGUCCUUGCUCUACCUCUCGUCCUCUUCAAGGAGAGCCGAAUUCCGACAAAUGAUGGUCCCCACCCACCGAUUACUGGAUUGGAUCAGAAACAUCAUGACUGCGCUUGUGAAAUCAAUACUGGGAUAUUCUACAGGAAUCCUUACAAUGUGGCGGGCAUUUAUAAUUGUAGUUCAUACCCUCUUGCAAACAGUCGCUAUGCCACUAUUCGCCUUAACUCAUCUCUCCUCACUCACUCUCACCUUCAACCUUCCUCUCCCCUUUGCCCCAUUCUCUCCGUCCUCGAACCUAUCCCUUCCGGCGCUCCUUACCACCUCUUCACCAACGGCUCAGCAAUCGGCUUCAAGUCUCAAACUGGCAUCCUCCGCUCCCUGCUUCCAGAAGGUGACGUUUCGCUGUCUCUUGAUUACAGUGCAAAGAAUCCUACACCAGGUUCGAUCCGUGGCAGGAAGGCAUCGCAGAAGAAAAUGGCCAAAGGUGGGAAGAAGGGAGGUAAAACAAGGAGGAAGGUUGGGAUGGUGAAUGGAAGCCUGAGUGUGGUACGCCAGAUUCGCGCUCUUGUGGCGCACAAGUGCGUGAAGAUCCUUGCAGGCGUGCCCCGAGUUGAGAACGCUGGUAAUGGGGAGACUCAGGCCGUUGUUCUUUGAUACGCCGUGUUCUUCGAGUUGAGAUCGCAAAAUCACAACCAUUGUUCUUUGAUACGUCAUGUCCUCUCCGGCUUCCAUCAGCCAUGGUUCCUCCUCCGCCUCCUUCUUCUCUGUGGAUCGCCACCUCAAAGAUUCUUGCAAAGCUCGGUCGAUUUCAUUUCCCCGAAAUCUGGUUUUCUUCCAGUUCUUGGAGUUUAACAUUUAAUCUUAAAGGUUUUUGAUUUUUUAUUAAUUUGUUUGUUUAAUGCUCUGUUUGGUUGGAGAAAAACCUACGGAAAAGAAAAUAAAGCAAGCCUUUGAAG
Molecule: messenger RNA, 1901 nt
Organism: Rubroshorea leprosula
Lineage: Eukaryota; Viridiplantae; Streptophyta; Magnoliopsida; Malvales; Dipterocarpaceae
Source: the annotation of a GenBank genome assembly